UAAAUUGACAAUCAUGAUUUCAGGAUAUUAAAAAGAGCACCAAUUAUGAGACAUUACAAGGUGUAAGUGGGAAAAUGGAGUUGCAGCAUGAAGUUAAAUUCUUCAUUACUUUGUACCAUCAUGGCAGAUAAUUCCACAACUAAUUACAAGAAAACUGUGGGAACCAAUUCCCUGGUUAAGGAAUGUCAAACACUGAAUAGAAGUGAUAUUUGAGUUCCUGUUGACAAUGCAGACUACAAAAGA
Acanthoscelides obtectus is the source of this 243-nucleotide messenger RNA. Lineage: Eukaryota; Metazoa; Arthropoda; Insecta; Coleoptera; Chrysomelidae. The record is from the annotation of a GenBank genome assembly.